Paramecium octaurelia is the source of this 316-nucleotide messenger RNA. Lineage: Eukaryota; Ciliophora; Oligohymenophorea; Peniculida; Parameciidae. The record is from the annotation of a GenBank genome assembly.
AUGAGCAUCUAAUUUGACUUUUGUUAUCCUGUCUUCACAUCCCACAAACGGAUAGACUUGUCAUCACUACCAAAUGAUAAUAUAGUACCAUCAAAUAAAAAAAUGCACUAGAAUGAUCAUUUAAUUUGGCUUUUUGUUAUCCAGUCUUCACAUCCCACAAACGGAUUGACUUAUCCCAAAUACUAGAUGCUAAUAUAGCACGAUAAGGAGAAUACCAAAUUGAACCAAUUCACCAUCUAAUUUGACUUUUUAUUAUCCUGUAUUAAUAUCCAAUUUAUGGAUAGAGUUCUCCACUACAAUGCAGUACUAUCAGGGG